AUGGCGGAACAAAUGGCGGUGCUGCAGCAGCUGCUGCUGGCCACGCUGGACCCCAGGCCUUCUGUGCGCCAAGCAGCAGAGCAGCAGCUAACUGCAGCAAGACAAACGGACUUGGGGCAGUUCGUGGGCUCAAUGGCUGCGCUGAUUGCCCUCGACCAGCCCCUCCCGGGGCCCCAGGGGGCCCCCGGAAGCCCCGAAGAUCUCCUCAUUGCGAAGCAAAUUGCUGCUGUUGCUUUCAAAAACUCCAUUAGUGCCAAGGAUAUGACCCUCGAUGGAGCUGCGGCGCAAGCUUGGAGGGCGCUGCCGAAUGCAACAAAGGCUGACAUAAAGAAGCAGCUGCUGGCAGCUUUGCGAACAGACUGCAUUCAGGUUGGCAAUGCAGUUUGCCAAGUCUUGGCGAAGUUGGGAGUUAUUGAACUUCGGUCUCACGAGUUCGAAGACCUGUUGCCCGCGCUGCAGGACAUGGUGCAGCAGGCGGUUGCGUGUCAGCAGCAGCAGCAGGAGCAGCAGCAGCAGCUCAUGAAGGCCUGCGGCCGCCACGCCCUCACCUGCCUGGCCUACCUUUGCGAAGAACUUGCAGACAUUGUCGCCGAAGGAGAAGAUCCUUCAGAAGUUCUUUCUCAACAAAGAUGCAAUGUGGUGUUGACAGCAGUUGCGCAUGGACUCAAGGAUCCCGACCCGCAGCUGAAGGUGGCGGCGUUGCGUGCUUUGUACCACGCACUGAUUUUCGCAAAGGAAAACUUCGCAAAAACGGAAGAACGGGACUACAUCAUUAGUUCUGUCUUGGAGGCCGGCAACGCAGCAAACCCUAGUGCUGUUCAAGUUGCUGCCUUGGAGUGCAUUGUGCAAAUCUCGCAAGAGUACUACUCGUUUUUGGGAGCCUACAUGCCGGCUGUGGGAUCAGUGACUUGGAAUGCGUUGAAAAGUUCAGACUCUGCAGUGGUGAUCGCUGCGCUGGAGGUCUGGAACGCGUUGGCUGAGGAAGAACUUGCAAUAAUAGAGGGAGAGUCGACGCGGUGGACUCUUCUGAACAUUAUGAAAGAAGCUACGCCUUUCCUUCUUCCCCUUCUCCUCGAGCAGCUUUUGAAUGCAGCAGAAGACGAGGACGACGAUGACAGCUGGACUCCAGCUAUGGCCGCCGCUAUUUGUUUGGGCCUCUGCGCACAGGUAGUGAAAGAUGCAAUACUCCCUCUCGUGAUAAAUUUUGUGCAGUUAAACUUUGGAUCCACUGAGUGGCGUAGGAGAGAGGCUUCGGUGCUGGCUCUCGGCUGCGUCAUGGAGGGGCCAAGCGCCGAGGCUAUGGCCCCCUAUGUGGCUAGGUCUUUUCCAAUUCUGGUGGAAGCAGUGGCCUCAGAUGCCUCUGUGGCCGUGCGAGACAGCGCAGCGUGGACCCUCGGCAAGACGGCCCAACAACACGCGCCAAUUGUGCUGCGGCAUUUGUUCCCUCCCGCCGACGUGUCGUCGACCACUUCCCCAAACAACAACGGCGGAGCGCUUCUGCUUGCCAUUGUUGAACGACUGACAGACCAGCCUAGGGUGGCAGUGCACAUCUGCUGGAUGCUGCACGAGCUAGCGGACAACAUCAACACGCCGGAAGGCAGGGCGGCAUACCAAGGAGAAGCCGCCACGCAGCAGCAAGACCAGACGCCGUUAGAUCCGAUCUUUCCAAAGCUGUGUGAAGCCCUUCUAAGUGUCUCAGAAAGGCCGGACGCUGAUGACAAGAAUUUGCGUGAAGCCGCAUUUAACUGUAUGGGGGCGUUGAUUAAAAAUGCAGGCAGCGCAUGCUGGAAUCAUCUACUUUUGCUUCUGGACCACUUUGAGGGCCAGUUGAGGAAAUCAUUUUCGUUUGAGCAGACGGAGCAAACAAAACAACGCCAAGGGAUGUUAUGCGGCGUCAUUCAAAUUCUGUGCCUGCGUCUGGGAGACCAAGUGAAGCCUGUCGCUGGAAAGCUGUGGAACACUCUCAAGCAGGUUUUCCAGCGACCUACACAUGGUUUGCAAGUCUCUCAAGGAGAGAGCAGUGCUGCUCCCAACAACGUGCAUGGGUUCAUCGUCAGCUCGGAGCCGAGCGUCUGUGAUGCGCUGCUUGCACUAUCUGCGCUGAUCAACGCCUCGGGCCCCGCGGUUUCCCCUUUCGCGGGUGAAGUGGCUGACCUGUUAGUUCUGCAAAUGCAGCAUCAACACGAGCCCCAAGAAGCAGCGGCCUCGGCAGUAGCUGCAACGGCCAGCACGCCAACUAAUGACAGCAGCAGCGCAGAUGAGUUGCAGGCUGCGCGUAUAUGCAUAGAGCUCGUGGGGGAUCUCAGCCGUGCACUUGGGACGGAAUUUGGGAGCCUCUCAGAUGCGCUUCUGCACGAGUUCUACCAGCUGCUGAGAGCCCCGUCAGUCGACAGAUCUCUCAAGCCAGUUGUUAUUGUUGCAGUGGGGGAUGUCGCUCUGAGCCUUGGGGGCGCCAAAUUUGCGCCUUUCACCCCGUGGCUGAUUGAACUGCUCGUACAGGCGGGAGUAACCCCUUAUGACGCGGGGCCUCCCAACUGGCAACUCAACGAAGAGUGGAUUUGGUAUGUGCAUGAGCUGCGGUCGGCAACUCUUGAGGCGCUGGCUAGUUGUGUGUACGCUCUAAAGGAAGCACAAUUGCAGGAGGUCCUGCGCAAAGAAGUGAAUGGGAUGCUGCAAGUAGUAAAGGCUGUUGCCGAGGCUCCGACUUGGGUGCACGGAUCUGCACAGAUGGUGCAGCAGGCGCUGGAGCUUACAGGGGAUCUUUUGUCGACAUUUGGUCGGACUUUGGGAGGUCAUCUGAGUACUGCAAGUUUCGUUCUUCAGUUGCAGAGAGAGGCUGAACGUCUUGCGACUGAGGAGGGCAAUGCCGCCGUUGGGGCGAAAGCUCAGUGGCUGGCCCAGAGAAUAGCUACGAUCCGAGGGUGUCGCGAGUGUGCGGACCUGCUGGACGGCACGCAGAGCUCUCUUAAGCACCAACACUUUAAGAGUGACGUUCUGUUGCUUGGAGAAAUGCUAUCUGGGGCGUAA
This is a messenger RNA of Eimeria tenella, 3027 nucleotides long. RefSeq names its product importin subunit beta-1, putative. Lineage: Eukaryota; Apicomplexa; Conoidasida; Eucoccidiorida; Eimeriidae. Gene Ontology annotation, cellular component: nucleus; cytoplasm. The transcript is spliced from 15 exons. Gene Ontology annotation, molecular function: small GTPase binding; nuclear import signal receptor activity. The record is from RefSeq and is a predicted model, not a curated record. Gene Ontology annotation, biological process: protein import into nucleus. Bases 1 to 3027 code for a protein of 1008 amino acids.